This is a messenger RNA of Hyalella azteca, 1159 nucleotides long. RefSeq lists its product as uncharacterized. Lineage: Eukaryota; Metazoa; Arthropoda; Malacostraca; Amphipoda; Hyalellidae. The transcript is spliced from 5 exons. The record is from RefSeq and is a predicted model, not a curated record. The coding region runs from base 22 to 819 and encodes 265 amino acids.
CACGUAGAGGCAGUGAUUGCGAUGCUUCAUCAUGCUAAGCCUCAGCUUCUGUGGGUGGACAUGCCCGUCUUCGCUCAGAAGGAGGCCCAGUGGGUGGAGUUCUUGAAGGUAACGGGAAGUGCAGAGCUUACGCUUAGUAACUUGAAUGAGCAUGGCAACCCUUUUGACCCCGUCUACCUCUGCGACGACCUCCUCCAGUAUCUGCCCGAGAGCAGAGUGAGGCUGAACGGGUUCCACGGGUACGUGAGGCAAAGUGGGGCGACCGCCCUUGCCGCGAUGGCUCGUCGCUCUCAACGCGACAUCCGUUUGAAUAUCGAUGGAAUGCCAACGGAGACAACUAAAGCCAACUGGGGAUUAAUUCUCAAACCUGCGACCGAUGACAUCAACUUCCAAAUGAAGAUAGAGAUAGAUAGCUCCUACACCCGCCCGCCAAGUCUGGACAUUGACGCGUAUGAUGACUGCAACGCGCAGGACUUGGCCAACGCCAUCAUUUUCAUGGCCCCCCAAGAUAAGAGGUUCUCGGUGCUGUUUCUAGCUUGGAGGGAACUGAGUACAGAUGACCUGCGAGAUCUCCUGCAGAGGCUGCAGGAUGGAGGAAUCAGGACGAGUGAUUACUGGGAAGCGCACGUCGCGAGCCUCACGCGCGCUGCAGUAUCGUUUAAUGAAUAUUAUAAGGGUUUCGAACUAUACAUCGGCGACCAGAUGAGUCCAGAAGACCUACUACUGCAGAUUGAUUCAGGUCUGGAGGAUGAAGAACUGGAGGAUGAAGAACUGGAAGAUGCAGAACUGGAGUCACUGGACGAAAUGAGCAUAGGAUGAAAGUAAUGUCUGCUUAAGACGAGUUUUAAAGUCGCGGCAGACUAGUCUCUCAUCUGACGCAGAUAGUGUCGCAUAUUUUCCGUCACAGCACCAGAGCUGCGGCAUCUGUUGUAUUUUGCUCCUAAGUUUAUGAUGAAAAUGUUGAUAUUGACUGAAGAUGAGCGAAUAAGCGGAGCCGACCUGGGAGGGAGGGCUUGUGAGGAAGGCGACUGUGCCGGUGUGCCCUGCCCAAAAUGUAAUGUAUAUUAAGUGCACUUACACUGAGAAUUUUUUUAUUUUGAUCCUUAGGAUUCGCCAACGAUUAUCAUAAUCUAGUUCUUCUUAAUUUUUGCACAUUUUU